GCUCAGUGGCAAACCGACCACAAGCACAGGCAAACCAGAAUGCAGCAACAACAGGCACAGCCACAGCCACAGCCGCAGCUAUAGCAACCCGAUCCAGGUUUUGGCCAAGUAAGAUAUUGCGCUGCCGGUGGCUCCGAGUUCAGUCUCAUUCAGCGAGUCGGCGGGCGUUGAGUUUGAGUGCGAAGUGCGGUGCGCGUCGAGUCAGCGAGCGUUGAGCAGCAACAACACGACGCAACAGCAGCAGCAGCAGCAGCAACAGCAACAGCAACAGCAACAGCAGCAACAGCAGCAGCAGCAGCAACAGCAACUUGCAACAGCAGCGGCGGCAACACAAGCGUGCGGUUCCGGUGCGCGUUUUCGAGUGGCGUUUCGAAAAAAGUUCACAAAUAAUCGCAUCAAAAAACCGUCGGUGAAACAGAGAGCCCCACACAAAAUGCCGCCUGUUCACUGAGAAAAAAGGGGGAAACACCAAUUGCAUUGCUGGCGUUUUAGAACUUUGGAAGCGUGGCAUGGCAACCAGCAGCUCACCCGGGCCCACAAGGACAACUGCAGCCAUCAAAGUCGCCCUGCCAGGAGCAGCAUCCGCCAUUCCCGGCACCACCACCAUCAACACCACCACCACCACCGCCACCCAAUCCCCCGGCGCAAUCAUGCCCAUGGCCGCCGUGCCAUUGCCGUCGCAUCUGCAACUGCUGGGCAGUUCCGCCGGAGGCGUCGGCCAGCCGGCGGCAAUCACGCCCGUUUCGCCCACGGCAGCUACCACAGUUCUCGCCCAGCCGCACAGCCUGAGCCCCUCCACGCCCAUCCUGACCCAGGGAGCACCCCCAGCUCCGGCGCUGGGCGGCAUCUUCUGCGGAGGCAGUGCAGCGGCGGGACCAGGAGCAGCAGCCGCUGCAGCGGCCACCAAUCUCAAUGCCCUGGCCUCGCAGCACCGACUACUGGAGCUGUCCCGCUUCGGACUGCGGGGAUAUGAUCUGGCCCAGCAUAUGCUAUCCCAACAAGGAGCCGUAUCCAAGCUGCUGGGCACCCUGCGACCACCUGGCCUAAUUGGCGGCUCCAAGCCGAAGGUGGCCACCCCGACUGUCGUCUCCAAGAUCGAACAGUACAAGCGCGAGAAUCCGACGAUCUUCGCCUGGGAAAUCCGCGAGCGACUGAUCACCGAAGGCGUCUGCACCAAUGCCACCGCUCCCUCGGUGAGCAGCAUCAAUCGCAUAUUGCGGAAUCGAGCGGCGGAACGGGCAGCUGCGGAGUUUGCCCGGGCGGCGAGCUACGGCUAUGCCAUCCAUCCCACGCACCCGCAUCCGUACACCAGUUUCCCCACCUGGCCGGCGCAUCAUCCGCUGUGGGGAGCCGUUCCCCUGGCCACGCCGCCUCCUGGCGCCGGCGCGCCCCUCCCCCAACCGGGCGGCAGUGGGAGCAGCUAUGGCAGUGAUGGCAACAUGAGCUCAAACCCCAACAGCAGCAACAGCAACAGCAACACCACCCACAGCAACGGCCACAACGGGGAUAGCAGUGCCGGGAGUGGACGACUCUCCCUGCCGGCGCUUUCGCCGGACUCCGGGAGUCGGGAUAGCCGCUCCCCGGACGCCGACGCCAACCGGAUGAUAGACAUCGAGGGCGAGGACAGCGAGUCGCAGGACAGCGACCAGCCGAAGUUCCGGCGCAACCGCACCACCUUCAGUCCGGAGCAGCUGGACGAGCUGGAGAAGGAGUUCGACAAGUCGCACUAUCCCUGUGUGAAUACCCGCGAGAAACUGGCCGCGCGGACGGCGCUGAGCGAAGCCAGGGUGCAGGUUUGGUUUUCCAACAGACGAGCGAAAUGGCGGCGCCACCAGCGGGUCAACUUGCUCAAGCAGCGCGACUCGCCCUCGACAUCGAGCUCACCCACGCCGUUGGUCAGUCCGGUCAGUCCGGUGGCCACGACCACCGCCACAGUCACGGUCACGGCUCCGGUCCCAGUUCCAGUUCCAGUUGCAGUCCUCGAACCUGGCCAGCAGAAGCAGCCAUAUCCGUACAGCCAGCACGGCAACACCAGCAGCAGCAGCAGCCACACUUGCAACACCACGAGCUGCAACACCAGCAGCAGCAGCCACCUCCACAUGGACGCGCCAGCAGCAGUGGCGCUGGCCACUGCCUCACCCACAGCAUCAGCUCCAUUAUCAAUGGGCGGUGAGAACAGCGCCUUUCGAGCCUUGCCCAUGACCUUGCCCAUGCCCAUGCCCAUGCCCAUGACCUUGCCCACGGCAUCGGCGGCGGCCUUCGCGCUCAGUUUCGCCCGCCAGUACAUAGCCAAGUACAUGGGCGCGCCCAUUAAUCUGGGCCAUGGUUCGUCAUCGGGCCAGGCGCACUCUGGCCGGGAUUACCAGGCGGAGGAGGGGGAGGCGGAGGCGGAGGAUGCGGACGUGGAGGAGGUAAUCAACGUGGAGCACGACGCCGAGUGACCAUUUCAUUCCUAUCGCUUUAAAUCGAGAAUUUAGUGCAAUUUUUUACAUAAUUUAUUCAGUUUCUAUCACUACAAGCAACUUCUAACCGCGUGCUGAGUACAAAUAAAAUCGAAACGAUAAGUUCUCA
Molecule: messenger RNA, 2571 nt
Organism: Drosophila erecta
Lineage: Eukaryota; Metazoa; Arthropoda; Insecta; Diptera; Drosophilidae
Gene: toe
Product: paired box protein Pax-6
Exons: 6
Coding region: 510-2441 (643 amino acids)
Biological process (GO): regulation of transcription by RNA polymerase II; anatomical structure development
Molecular function (GO): RNA polymerase II cis-regulatory region sequence-specific DNA binding; DNA-binding transcription factor activity, RNA polymerase II-specific
Source: RefSeq, a predicted model, not a curated record